This is a messenger RNA of Cinara cedri, 12565 nucleotides long. The record is from the annotation of a GenBank genome assembly. Lineage: Eukaryota; Metazoa; Arthropoda; Insecta; Hemiptera; Aphididae.
AUGACGAUAACUAUAGUGAGCAAACUUGAGCGGUCACUUUACAGUUGUCCGCGCGCGAGUCUAGUGUUUUUAUUUUUAUUAUUAUCAAAGCAUUUUUCUUUUAUCUGUCUUUUUUUUUAUAUAGAAACUAAAUAACAGUAAUUGUGGUGACAUUGUUAAAACUACCAAACAGGGCACGAUAUCGUUUCAGUUCCACAACGGUAUUUCAGUGGACCUCACGCUCGAUGGAUCGGUCAGAGUUUCUAAUCAGUCGGUAAGAAGAAAACAAUAAUAUUAAUUUAGAGGUCACCACGAUAGUAGGUCGCAUUUUCAUAAUAUGUCUGUAUUUUUUCUAACCAGCAAUACGUAUAGCAAUCGCAUAUUCACAUAAACGAAAAGACUUUUAAAAUCGGCAUUAGAGAUAAAAGCCUAUUAUUACUGUUGUAUAACAUUUGUAGAAUAAUGUUGUAUAACAUCGGUAAUUUUGUAUUUCUAUCUUAAAAUUCAACUCACCAAUAUCGAAGGUACACAAAAUAGUAUUUUUGUAAUGAUAAUAUUUCAAAAACUGUGAUCUCUCGAUAAAUAGUGGAUGGAUCAUUCUAUGUUGUUCAUCUGUGACGGAAGAGAACUAAUGUAACCAUUACGGUUACAAAAUGUAGCACCGGUUACCGGAUAAUGGUAUCAUGAUUUACGUUCUUAUCUCUCAUUAAUUCAUUAUCAUUAUCAUGAACGUUUUUUGGUGGGUUAAUCUUACUGCUCUCCUAAAGUCCUAACCUACUAAUUUUUAUACGUAGCCAUGAUUAACAUAUAUUUUCAAGGAUCUUUUUUAAUUAUUUACUUGAAUAAAAUUAUUAAAUGUUUGUAAACAUUUGUUAUUUAUCAUAUUAUAUUAUAUUAUGUUAUAUUAUGAUAUUUUUUUGCUCAUAUAAUAGUGUUUCAAUGUUUUUUAAUGUUAUUUUUACGUAGAAUAAUCAGUGGCGUGCUCACCUCUUUCUUAUGGGAGGGGGGGAGGAUGAAAUGUAUUUUAUCUUGUUGAUAUUCAUAUACACAAAUAUACAAAAUAUACUUAUUGGUAAAUACAUUAAUAUUUUAGGAGUAUUUACAAAUUGCAAUGUUAGUACACAUAUAUGAUAAUUUAGUGUUUUAUCCAAAUAUUUUAAACCUCUUUUUUUCAAUUUUUUCAUUUAAAGGAAACUUAAAUGUGGAAAAUGGUGUCCAUAUAUUUCUAAAUGCCUUAAUAGUAAAAGACAAAAGUUAUGUACACAAGGUACAAGGUAGUAAGAACGGAUUUUUUUUUAUCUGAAAUAAAGUCUAAACUUUCAGCGAAUUUAUCAACAUUUGUUAAUGUACAGUUCACAAAUAAGCUUAUAUCGUUUAUAAUAUAAAAUAUGAAAUUUUUAAACAUAUUUAAGCAAUUAAGCAUAUAUAUUAAUAUAAAAUUUGUAUUAUACCAUAGCUAAAAACUGCAUAACUGUAAAUACUAUUGAUAACAUAUUAAUAGGCCAAUAAUCGCGUUUAUAACAUAGUUAUUAGAAUAUAAUGGAUUGAAAUAUUAUGAUGUCCAUUGAUUGGUAUCCUUUUUUUUAUAUAGUAUUUAUGCACUAUCUAUAGAUAAUUACUAUUACUAUAGUAUCUACUAAACAUAUUUUAUAUGCAUAAAUGUAUGAUAAUAACUAACGUGACUAAAAAUUAAAAUAUUAUAAUUAUAAUUACAAAUACAAUAAUUAUAAAUACAAUUAUAAUCACUACCUUUUUCUUCCCGAGAAAGCCGAAACUACCCGGGAACUUAAAACAAAUGCAUGAAAAAAAAUGUCAUGGGGGGACAUGACACCUUCGCCCUCCCCCUGUGAGUACACGCCUAUGGAAAUAAUAGUAAAUUAAAAUAUUUAAAACAUUUAAACAAUAUUACAAUGACGUACGUGAAGUUGGCCCUUACGCCUUGUCAAAACGAAUUCCAAAUAGUACCAGUAUUUUUUAUGUAAUGAGCAAGAAUUUACAAGUACAAUUCCGCAAUCUCUAGGCCCCUACGAGCCCUCGAAAUUUUGAAUUCAGCCCUUAUAUGUUUUUCUAGACAUUUCAAUUCGAUGUCAAAACACUCGUUAUAUACAACGCUAUGUGAGCUAGAACGUAAAUUGUAGUGUUAUGGUUGAAAUUCUAGCAAAAUGAAAAAGAAAUUUUAUAUUUUUGAAAGUUAUACGGAUUUUUUAUAAAAAAAAAAAAGUACCAUACAAAAAAAAACUAAAAUUGUUAUAAUUUUUUCAUAUGGCAAUAGAAAAAAGCUACUUACAACACUCGAAAAUAUUUCCUUGUUUAAACUCUAAUUUUAACAUACACGUCCCAAUAUACGUUCUAAGUAACGUAAUCUUGGCGUUAUGUUGCCCAUUAGACAAACUAUUAGAUGCAGGUAUUGACGUAUAACAUUCUAUUAAUAGCAUCGGUUUAUAAAAAAACGAAAACAAAUUAUUGUUGCAACGCGAUAUUUUCAGGCAAACGCUGUCGCAGCUGUUAACCCGAACGGCAGUAUUUCGGCGAUUAUGCAUCCGGUCGGUUUUAUGUAUAAGAAAAACGAAAUCGUAAAUGUUCAAGCAAACGACAUGCGCCUCGGAAAUCACAAGUUAGAUAUUAUUAUGCACACGUGGGUUAUGGUUAUAAUAGUUUAUUAUCGGUUGAAGAGAAACGUCCAACUCCACCUCAGAAAAGACAUAUAUAACCCCUUGUCUUUUUAUUUAUUACAUAUUAUUUAACUGUAGCCCAUAAAUACAAAAUAGGACUCAAACGAAACCUAAACACAGAAAAAUAAAAAUCCUAUAAUCUCAAAAAAAAUACCUUUUUAACAACCCAUAAGCGCAAAUAAAUUUUAAAAUAAAAGUAAAGUGUAUUUUAUUAAAAUUAGGUAUUAUUAUUUAAGCUUUUAAAUUUCCCAUCAUCGUAAUUUGUCACGAUAAAAUACAACGAAAUAAAACUAAACAUCUACUGAACAUAAUAACUGUUGUUUUUGAAAUAUAAAAAUAAUAUUUAUAAUUAUUUAUAUCUAAUAAAUAUUUUUAAAAAAUACUAUUUAUUUGAGAAUUAAAUAUAAUAAGAGUCAAAUUUGAAAAUCAAAUGUACAGUAUUAUAUCAAAAAAUACAACGAACUUUUGCAUUUUUAUCCAAUUACCUACUAUUUACUAAGGUACAGAAGCACAAAUCAAUAUGCGCUUUUAGACUCAAAAAAAGAUGAACUCAUCAACAGGUGGAUGGAAAUCAAAAGUUUCAACACCAAAAUUCAUUAAUUUAAUUCCAAAAGUCAACCCGCAAACCCUAUCACAAAAGACAGUAAAAAAAAAUAUACAAAUUAUUUUUGAUAUUUAUAAAUCAAAUAACUAUUGAAUUAUAUAUUUUUCUCCAUUUUAUAUAUUUAUAGGAUAAAACUGCUGUAACAUAAAAUUCUGUUUACUCUGUUAAUAUUUCAAAACUAUAUGUACCCUAGAAGCGUUCAUUGGGUUGCCAGGUUAAUGUUACCUACACAGACUUUGCUAAGGCCUUCGACAAGGUCGAUCAUAACACUCUAGCAACCAAACUAUUUAGUUUUUCGUAACCCUUUUUAUCCUUAGCUAAGCGCUUAAGCUUCUUAAUCAAGAGAAAAACACAAUAGUAAAAAUAAAGAAAUGUAAAUCCCUGUUCAAUAAUGUGAGCUCGGAGAUUCCUCAGGGAUAUUAUAUAACUCCCCUUUUAUUUAAUAUAUAUUUUAUAAAGGGUUUUUUAUUUUACAAAUUCACGUUUUUACCUUUUGCUAUAAAAAAAUGUAUGACUAUCUGACCAAUUUGUUACUAUUUAUUACUUAAUGUAAAUUUAUUUAUGUUUUUCUGUACCUUAGAUUUACAUCUAAGACUUACAUUUUCACGUUUUCACUACUAUCGUUUAAUCAUAAUUAAAUAGUGAAAAAUUCGCGUGUUUUAAUUAAAUAUUUUAAGUUAUAAUUACACUAUGUUUACGAUGGGCUUUUCAAGGUUAGCUAAAAUUAGAUCAACUGGCAUCCACUUCAAAGCGGCAAAAAGUCCAUUGGUGUACCUGGUGGAUGAGGCCGGGGUCCGGACGAAUUUCUCUGAAAAUUUCAUGCGAAUGGAGCACGACCUGACGCUGGAUGUAUUGUACAAAAACUGCCGUCAUGGCCCCAUGUAUGUGGAUGUAUGCAACGAUUUGCUUUCCGACAUCCAGACCAAAGUUUCAGAAACCGGUACCGAGUGGAAAUUGCACAACACUGUCAUUAUACAAGAGAACGUUCACGGUUUCGUCAGGUAACUACGUUAAAGUAUAUAAACUUUCUUACUUAGAUUCUGAGAGCAGCGAGGAAUGUAUUAGUUCUACUAUGAUGUUUAUUGUUUUAGAUUCUAAGUGGAGCGAAGGUGCAUUGAUGUAGACAUUUUUUUUGAUUUUCAAAAUAAUUUGGAAACCUAAAAAAAAACUUAUAGGAAAUACGGACAAAUAUUUAAGACGCACCGCUGCGUUACUGAUUUUUUUUUUUUUGAUUUUUACGAAUUAUCUUUUCCACCAGAAAUCUUGCUCCAAUCAAAAAAUCACAAUUAAUUUUUACCGAAAGCUUUCUCGUAUUUUCUAAGUUUUUAUUUUGAUUUUACCCAAUUAUUUUUAAAUAUGUUAAUAAAAUCAACACCGUACUUUUUUACUAACCAAUUAAAACUAAAAUUUAACAAAUCAGGCCUCUUGUUAUUUUUUGAUUGGAACAAGACUUUUGGUAGGAAACUUAAAUAGUAAAGAAUUAGUACUGGAGACGGAUGUAGCCACUGUUGUAGAUAAUUAAUGGGGAAAAAGAGAUACAUAAAUUUAUUUAAUUUAUGUUUGUAAUUAACAAUAAACCAUUGAUAAUGAAAAACGUUUCUGAGCGAAAUUCGGUUAUACAAGUAUUGAAAAGCCGUAAUCAUUGCGAUUUUUGUCAAAAUUUGAUUUUAAAACUUAUACAAAAAAAAAAAAUAACGGACAUACUUCGCACGUGGGUGCAGUCACAUUUGUAGGCGAGAAGUUAGGUAGGUAAAAGAGGGGAAAUUUAUAUUUAUGGGUGAAAACAUAAACUAUUCAAAUAUAAAUAAAUAUAUAAUAUAGCUAACCGUAAUUAGAAAAAAAUCACAUGUUUUGUCUUUCCCCCCCCCCAAAUUAUUAUGAAAACCCCUUAGAUAAUCAAAAAAUAACUCCUUUAAUACGCCAACUAUGUUCAAAAAGCAACAAAAUAUGUUAAUUUGUUUAUUUUGAUUGGGACAAGAUUUCUGGAAGAAUAGUUGCCUACAGGUACAAAAAAAAAAAACACAUAAUAAAACCAAUAACAUUCCUCGCUAAACUCAGAAUUUAAAAUGCAUUGAUUUCUUGUCUACUAUAACGUAAUAUUGUUACAUUUACUAUUGAAUUGAAUAUAAUAUGUUUUUAUGUGAUAAAAAAUAUUAAUUUUAUCAAAGUAUAAAAUGUUAUAAAUAUUAUAUACAAAGGGAAAUUAUUGAAAACAAAUUUGUAUACUCAUGGUGUAAAAAAAAUUGCACACGUCUAGGCUCCAUAUAAAAUAGCCUGGUUGCUCUACAAUGUAAAAUUUUUAUUUUUUUACGAUAUCACUAUGGACAGUAUAUACACAUACAUCAAUGCCAAGCCAUUGAAGCAUAGUUGUGUCAUACUACUGCUAAGCCAUAUUUUUAUUUUUCAAAAGAACUAAUAUAAAACGAAAAUAUAGUUUUUAUGAAGAAGACUCAAUAUAAAAAUAAAUUAACAAGUUAUUUAAACCUAAAUGUAAACCUUCAAAGUUUUCACUCAUCAAAACUCAAAUUCAUUUCUACGUGUAAUUGAUAAUAGUGUUGUUUCUAAUAUAAUACAAUUGUGUAUUGAAGAAAAGAAUUUAUUUUUAUUUAAUAAUUCCAGAAAUAUUAGAUAUCUUCUUUUUUUUUCGUUCCAGAUUUUAUACCAUAAAAAUCCCUUAUCUAAUAUAUUAUCUAUCAUUCACCAUGAAAUGAUUUAUUUUAAUUUUAGUUUAAUAUUAAAUUCGUCUUUUUUAAUAUUUUAUAUUCUCGUAUAAUCUACAAAAAGGCGCUAUGAAACGUCAAAAAAAUCCCUGUGAAAGCGCUUACAAAUAUUUAAAAAAGCAAAAAUUUUAGAAGAUUUCAAAAGUCCCCCCCACUAAUGGCUUUAAAUAAUUUAAUUAAAUUUUCUAACACUACGAAAAGUUUUUGAGGUAUUACAAAAUGUUAUUUAUAAGUUAGGUAAAUCGGUUAAAAUGGGGACUUCCAUCAAAGGAAACCAGUAUUAAAUACAAAUAGUUUUUCUAGGGAUGGCAUUAUUAAAAUUAUAGUAAUGACCCUUUUUUUUUGAAUCUGAGUAGAGCGAAGAAACUUAUAGUUUUACAUAAAUGUAUAAGCAUUUAAGUAAAUAAUAAAAUAAAAUAAUAAAUAAAUUUAUCUGUGUGUAACUUUUCUACCAGAGGACUUGCUCAAAUUUUUAAGUGUAGCAUGUUUUCUGAAAGGAAAUUGGUGUAAGGAGGUAUUUUAUGGAGGUCAUUUUUCGAUUUUUUCUGAAGUUUUAUCAUCAAAUUUGAAAAACCAAAUAAUUAAAACUAAGGAAAAACAGGAAAAACUUAAGAAAACUAGGAAAAUCCGUGUAACAUUGAACAAAUAUUAUUAAAGAAAAUAUAUAGAGCCUAUUUAAUUAUUUUGCUAUAAUAUGACAUAUAAUAUAUUGUUGACAAAGCAUCACUAUCAACUGAACUCUGCUCAGAAUCGUUUUUUCCUUAGCAAUGGUUAAUCGUUGCUAACAGAUAUACAUUAAAUUACCUAGAACAGUGGCUGCACCCACCCCUAUUACCCUAGGACGUCUUUUCUUUUUUUUUUUGCUUAUCUACCCUUUUACUAAAACCAGUCAAUUUUUUUUAAUAAUUUAAUUAAUUAUGAAUUUACCUACAUUUGACGGGGGGGGGGGCAAACAAAAUUCCAAGGGGUGGGGCUAUCACCCUCCCUGACAUAUACCUGGAUUUAACACUGCCUAUGAUAACGGGUAUAAUCAAAAGGAACAAUUUUGAGAUGUUCGCAGAUCAUUUUAGCAAGAGAUCUUGACUUGUUAAAAUGCAAUUUUAUAAAUUGGUUAAAUUUACACGCAAAGUUAAUUUUUCAGAUAGUACACGAAUAAGAGGCAUAAUUUUAACGCCAUUAGUAUGUUCUUAACUAGAAUCAUAGAUGGAGUUUGAGUUUGAAUACAUUUCGGUAUUGACAUUUUUAAUUUUCGUAAAUCCGGUGACGAUAUAUUCCAGUUUUAUGUUUGAAUAAGGAGAUUGUAGUAGUGGAAUACUAUUUAAACACCACAAACCGUGCCGUAACACUAAAUACUUUCCCCUUACCUAAACUUAAGAUUGAAAAGGGAUUUUAAAUUAUAUAUGAUUUCAAAAAUUUUUUACAUAGGUCCCGUUUUUGAAAAACAAAUAUUUUAUGCGAACAUUCUACCGUAACAUGAAAUUUUGAAUCACAAAAAGAGUGAGGCCGGGAAAAAGACCAGAAUAAAAUAAAAUAGACUGCCAGUAAAAAUAAAAUUUUCGUAUUUUUCAAGAUUAGAAAAUAUGUUUUACUUUAAUAUAACGGUAUACACGGUAUGAAUACAUGAGCAACACAAGAUUUCACGAUUUGAGACACACUUUUACAUACAUGGUGCAGUCUGUUUGCGAUGUACCGUAAAAUUACUACGUAAAGUAGUCAAUAGGUAUUUUGCACAAUGUAAUUAUUUUUGACAAUGCAGUGUUGUAAUUUGUUAGGAAAUAUAUAUUUAUUUAUAUUCACUAAACAUUCGAAACAUUUUUAUUUAGUAUUAUUAUUUUGUUUUUUGUUCUUUUUUUGCAAUUUUGGAUCAAAAUACUUCGAUCGUAUUUCUUGUACUCCACGAAUAUUUUAAACUGAAUGACAACAAAAAAUCAAAAUUGAAAAUAAUGUACAAAUUAUUCUCGUACGUUUUCCGGUUUUUUCUACGUGUGUUUUUUGGUUUUGCUGAAUUUAAAUAAAAAUAAAAAAUACAGAUAAAAUCGAAAAAGGACUACAGCCCGAAUAGAUUAAAUAUUAAAUAUUCAUCGAAAAAGUCUCCGGUUGUUUUUCUAUCGGAACAAUAUUCCUGGUGAAAAACACCGUGCGUGCAAAUUGAAAGAUUAAAAUGAAUUAAAUCGAAUUUCGACUGAUCCAAUAUUAUUAUGUUGAUACGCGUGGAGCGCGAAUACGUUGUCGCAAUUUGAUGAAAACUAAUGAAAACUAAUUGUCGGUCACGUUUACUACGAUGGAAAAUUACGUAAUAUCGGUACCANGCCUGUGCGAUGACAGGGUGUGUGGGGGGGUAUUUCCGCCGCGACGGUCGGACGAGUGGCGGCGUCAGUGGUGGAGUCGAGGAUCCGAGAAAAUUUAGCCAUGUUUGAUAUGGGGUACGGGUACUAGGAGCACACGCGAAAUGAUACGAGCGAGUCUAGACGUUUACGUUGAAACGCCGAGCGGUCCAUUUAAGCUGCCACGCUCAAAAUUGUUUUUUUUUUUUUUGACAAUUUAAAAAUCGAGCGACUCUAAAGUUUCGCGUUUUUGUAUCAUAUCUUGUAAAAAAUAAUACAUCACAUUAAUAUCACGGUAUGUGUGGCGCGAAUAUGAGCGACACCGGAUUUUUUACAAUUCGAGACAAAACUUUCCCUACGUCCGUUUGUUAUGUCACGUAAAAUAGGUAUUUUGAAUAGUAUAAAUAUUUUUAACAACGUUUUUGUGUUUAAUACUUUUAAACAUUUUAAUAAAGUAUAAUUUUUUGGUUUCUCGAAUGAAAGUACUUCGAUCGUAUUUCUUGUCCCGUUAAACUAGCCGUUUUGGGAUUUAUCUAUCUCUUUAAUAAAAUAUUUAUACAAGAAUGAAACCCGAAUUUGUAAAAGGAAGUUUCGUCGUCAACUCAGUCAAAUAUCGAAAUCAAUUAAGUACAACUUAUAUAAUUGUUUAGUAUUCCAUAAUGAUAUUAGAUUUUGAGUGAAGCAAGAAUUCGAGAGUGUAUUGGUUUACUGUACUGUGUAUCUAUUUUAAUUGUGUGUUUGUAAAUAAAUUUUCUAUCGGAAAUAUUGUUUCAAAUGAGAAACUUAAUAGGAAUUUUCUUGUACAAUUUUCGAUUUAGUUUGUGUGUUUUUCGAUUAUCCUGAUUGUUUUUUUUUUAAUAAAUCGGAAAAUUUAAUCAUUUUUGUAGAUUUCUGUAUUACCUUGGCAGCACGUAAAAAAAUACAAAUAAUAAUAUAAUAUUCUACUCAAAAUCGUUUUUCGUUAGUUAUCGGUUAUCAUUGCGUACAGAUAUAUUAAGUUAAUUAAAUCACAAUGUAUGUAAUCUUGUUUUUCAAAAUUCCUCCAAAAAUUGCACCAUAUUAUUAAUACCAGUAUUUUAGAUUCUGAGUGAAGCGAAGAAGCUUAUGGUUUUACAAAGAUGUUUAUUUUUUCUUUUUUCUGUGAAAUGCUUUUCUACCAUAGAAUUUGCUCUGGUUUUUACUUGUAGCGCCUUUUCUGAAAGUAAAUUGAUGUGAGUAGGUACCUCAAAGAGGUUAUUUUACGUAAUAUUACGAUUUUUUUUUUCUGUGGACAACUUUUCUAUCAGCAAUUUUGUUCCAACGUAUAAUGACAGCAAUUUUUCUAAGAGGAAAUUUAACUGGGGAGAUAUUUUAGACAGGUCUUUUUUAGAUUUUCUCCGGAGUUUUCUCAGUAAAUGUGAAAAAUUGGAAAAAACAUAGGAAAACCAAGGAAAUCAGUACAACAUUAAACAAAUAUUUUUUUUUAACAAAAUAUAUAGAGCCUAUUUAAUUAUUUUACUAAAAUAUGGCAUAUAAUAUAUUGUUGACAAAGCAUCACUAUCAACUGAACUCUGCUCAGAAUCGUAUUUUCGUUAAAAAAUGGUUAAUCGUUGCUAACAGAUAUACAUUAAAUUACCUAGAACAGUGGCUGCACCCGUCCCUAUUAUCCUAAGCAGUUUUUUUUUUCAAUAUUUUUACAAUAUUAUAUCGACGGCUAAAAGCGAAUUGGACGGCGUAUCCGCUAGGUUCGUGAAAGCCACAAAUCUAUUUCUCCUAUAUUUAACGUUAUUUUAAGAAGUUGAAUUUGAUCCAAAUUGUCUGAAUCAAUAUGGAUUGUUAAACAAAGUUAUGUGAAAUAAUACUGAUGAAAUUAAAGGUCAACAAAGUUAUUUAUUAAUAAGUUAUUACUUACGCGUGGAGCGCGAAUACGUUGUCGCAAUUUGAUGAAAACUAAUGAAAACUAAUUGUCGGUCACGUUUACUACGAUGGAAAAUUACGUAAUAUCGGUACCAGGAGCGCAUGUGGAAACCGCGGUGUGCGUAGUGCCUGUGCGAUGACAGGGUGUGUGGGGGGGUAUUUCCGCCGCGACGGUCGGACGAGUGGCGGCGUCAGUGGUGGAGUCGAGGAUCCGAGAAAAUUUAGCCAUGUUUGACAUGGGGUACGGGUACUAGGAGCACACGCGAAAUGAUACGAGCGAGUCUAGACGUUUACGUUAAAACGCCGAGCGGUCCAUUUAGGCGGCCACGCCCGUGACUUUGAAAAACGAAAAAUAACGUAAUUUCAAAAUUUUUUUUUUUUUUUUUUUUUUCGAUAAUUUGAAAAAAACAAGCGGCUGCUUUAAUGUUAUAUGAUUAUUUCUUCUAACCAUUUCGUUUACGGACGAAACGACUGACUGUAUUUUGAUUUCCAAACCUAUAUAACAAAUUCCACAAAUAGAGUGUUAGUUUAAAUAAAUUUCGCGGCGUUGACAUUUUUGAUUUCCGUCGACCCACUGACUGUAUAUUUCACUUUUAUGUUUGGGUUAUGUGAUAUAUAGCGGAGCCCUAUAAAAAAUAUCGCUUUUAAUACUUUUCAAAAUAGACGGUUAAAUGGAUCGCUCUGGAUAUUAUAAUACAGAAUUUAACUAAGAACAACCCAAAACGUAAAUUGGAGAAUAUUUUUAGGGCAGUAACGUGAAUCGUAGUUAUGAGCAAAGCCGUAUUUACAGGUUUCAUCAUUUUUAAUAAGGCUCAAAUCUAACAUUUUACAACGUGUUUUAAAUCUUAAAAUCUAAACAAAAUUACAAUCUAUUAUUCUACGUAAUAAAACAAAGUGACAGUUUUCUUAUUAACGCGUGAUCGCGUAAACUACACCGAUUGUCUUGAAAUUCGCCAUAGGUAUUCAAUUAACCUCAAGAGUGUUAGCGUAAACAUGAAAAUCCCCCUAAAGAUUUUUCACGAUCACCAGGAGGUUGAAAAUCCAGAGUUUUAAAAAAAUAAUAUUUAUAUACAAUUUCGUUGUUAUUGAGUUAUUUAUUUUAUUUUAUUUGCUUUUUUAGAUUCUGAGCGAAGGCAGGAAUGUGUUGGUUUUACAAUGAUGUUUAUUUUUUUUUUUUUUUGUAAAUACUUUUUCUUUUCUUUUAAUUAUUUUUUUUAAAUUUAGAUUUAUUUCGUAUCAUUUUGUAUUCAAAUAGUUUUCGUCAAAAUUUGAUAUAAAAUUCUUUUCAAAAAAAAAAAAUACUUCAUUCAAUUCAAGUUUUAUUUCUGACCACUAUGUAAGACUUUUAAUGAACCUCCUUUAACUUUUCAAAAAAGAUAAAUAUAAGUUUCAGUCCAAAUUUCAAGUCCAUAAAAUCAAUACUAAUAUCAAAUGAAUUUCAAUAAAUAGAUUGAAAUUUUCAUAAACAGCUUUCCAUUUCUUCGCUACAUUCAGAAUCUAAAAUUAAAAGAAAGACAUAAUAAAAAAAACAUAUGUAUAUAAUAUAAUAUAAUAACACCACAAUAAAAAAUAGUAUAUAUAUUUUAAGAAAUGUAAGGUUUUGAAAUAAAUGAUAAUUCUAGAUAUUCAACAGUCUUAUUAAAUUUAACUUAGAAUAAAUGAACAAGGGAACUUCAAAAAGCUCAUGAAAAGUCUUCAGAGUGAUUUUCAUGUUUACGCUGACACUCUGAGGUCAAACUGAAUAUCUAUGUCAAAUUUUAAGACAAUUGGCCAUAUAGUUUACAAAAUCACGGGUUAGUAAAAAAAACUGCACUUUUUUUUAUUAUAUAAAAAAGUGUUAUUCAUUGAUAACACAGUAUUUAUUUACAUUAUGAACACUAAAAAAGUUGUCACUAGUUGCAACUAAUCAAAAAGUAUUUUCAGGAUGGAUAUUAAUAAUAAACAUACGUAGGUAAAUUUUGAAUUUAAAUUGUAAAAUCCAUUAUUUAAAUAAUUGAGUGUUCAUAUAAACGUGUACUAUCUAAAACGGGAGGGAGACACAGGUCCACCCCCUCCCCUAUGGACGUUCUUGUAUACAAUUUUUAUUCUUCAGUCCAGACGAUAUUAUUAUAAUUUUUUUUUUUUAAUUCACAUUACAGAGUGAUCAAAGAAGGUGACGACCAGUUCGAGAUCCGCGCAUCGGCCAUCGUUGGGACGAUAAACCUGUACUCGGCCGAAGUUGAUUGCACCGCCUCGCACGGUACCAACCAUCAUUUCUUCGUAAAAAAGAACCGGAGCCGCAUACACUACGAAGUGUUUAACAAGUUUAUGGUCCGUUUUGGCGGUUACCACACCGGCUUUAACGAAUACGACGAAGUGUCAUUUUUCUGA